UUGCCGAUUAGCGAAAACACGCAAUCCCUAACUUACAACUCGAAUGAUGGUCUUGGAUGAUACGCCCAACGAGCAUCAUCCUCUCAAGACCAACGUCCAGCAACAUGCUCAGCCCCCUAGCGUGUCGGGACCUCGCCAGCUGCGUCUACAAAGGCAGCGUGGAGCCACGUUCGUGGCCUUCGUCGGCUUCGGUCUCGCAUCGUGGAUUUUGACGAAUGUGACGUAUGUGGAGCUGGGCGUGUUCCUGCGCGAGCUACCAGAGCACUACAGUAUCUACGCGUAUAGCAUCCUGGCUCUGGAGUCAGCCAACCUCUACCCGCUUCUCUACAUGCUGUUUAACGCUCAACAGCAGCUGUUGAGUCAAUCUACUGUGAUCUGGUGGAUACUAGUACAAGGUGUGGUGGUCGCUGUGCUCAUGAGCAUGUUGUGGGGCCAGACAGCAUCAAUCUUUGGUGCCAGACACAGUGUAGCCAUGCUGGUGCUCACUCACUUUGGGGGUAUGGUGAGCACCACGUCCAGUGUGGUCUUCUACCCGUUCGUGGCUAGCUUCCCACCACUCUUUACAAGUGCGUUAGCGACUGGCGAGGGGCUAAGUGGCUCCCUCGCAGCUCUACUAGGUAUUGUACAGGAUCCAGGAGGUGAACUGAGGUUCUCCGUGUCAGUGUUCUACCUGAUUUGUGCUACCAUCAUGUGUGUAUCACUCGUGGCAUUUACGUUCUUGCAGUAUCAUCCGUGGGCACAAGAGGCGAAGACGUCGGACGAGGCGGUUGAUCUGGGUCGUGAUUUGGAUAGUGAUGAGCGAGAAGCGGAAGAAGACACGCUACUCACUCACAGCUCGUGUGGCAGCUGUCCUAGGACUGCGAGUGCAAGUACAGUGACGAUUCCGUCGCCGACAGCAUCGCAGUAUGAAGCUGUGUCAGGUGCUGAGGUUCUCCGACAGGUGUGGCAAUUGUUGGCUUGCCAAUGGAUUUUGGCUGCGUUCUCGUUCGGAUGGCUACCAUCUACCAUGCCGUAUGUGUACAAGAAAUUCUCGCCGACGGACGACGCCGAGGCGGCAACUGCACGAUUCCAGACUACUGCCAGUAUUGCUGCGCUCAUUCUUUCUCCGCUUGCAAGUGCAUCCACCACGUGGUUCCGAUUAUAUUACGUUCGGAGUAUGACUCUUGUACUGGUGAUACUGGCGGUGAGUCGAAUAUUAGAACUGAGAGCGGCUACCUGUCUCAUUAAUGCUCUCUCUCUCUCUCUACCACUACCACUUUUCAGUUGCUGUUGUUGUCAUUUUCACUCACAUCCAGGCCAACGCUGAGCAACUUUGGCCAUGGAUAUUUAUUACCACUACUUGUUCAUAUUUUCUAUCUGGUCGGGUGUGCAUACACACAAACAAUGCUUUAUCUCACUCUGAAACGGAGAGGCGAUAUCAUGCGCUCACCAGAUUUUGCUCGACGUGUGUACCAAUGGAACGGCUUGGCUACUCAAGUGGGGGCUAUGUCAGGCACGGCUGUUGCAUUCCCACUCGUCUUCUGGUGCGAGAGUUUGUUUACUACGUGAGAUAGACAUGGGUGAUGCCUCGAUUACACUCAGUUCGCUACUUGUCUGGCAUUAAUCGGAGGGCGUGAGGGUGAUUCUGCUAAGAUACUUAGUUUGAGCUUAGCACAUUCUUCCUGCCAUCGUUCUACGCUCCCAGCUUGAAAAGAAUAUUCCGUUUCCCACUUAGCGAACAGAGGUUCUGCCACUAGUCUGAAAUUUUGUAUUAGGGCUUUGUCUCCCGAAUGAGAGGGAAACGUAUCGUAUGCUCAUUUUCUUGAAGAAUGGAGAUUUACGGACAGGAAAACAGGUC
This is a messenger RNA of Phytophthora nicotianae INRA-310, 1837 nucleotides long. RefSeq lists its product as hypothetical. The record is from RefSeq and is a predicted model, not a curated record. Gene Ontology annotation, molecular function: riboflavin transmembrane transporter activity. Gene Ontology annotation, biological process: riboflavin transport. Gene Ontology annotation, cellular component: plasma membrane. The transcript is spliced from 7 exons. Bases 44 to 1306 code for a protein of 420 amino acids. Lineage: Eukaryota; Oomycota; Peronosporomycetes; Peronosporales; Peronosporaceae.